AUAUAAUUAUAAUAAAAAAAAUAAAUAAAUAAAUAAAAAACAAAGAAAACUUAGAAAAAAAUAAAACAAUCUCUUGCGUUUAAUUGGAUUAAAAACGUGCUUAAAAGAAAAGAGAACGGAUUGUUUCGAACAUCAUUUUGGUAGCGGACGUCGUUUUAGAAGCAAUCAUCCUGCCGCCGCACUGCCAAAUAAGCAUCGUUGGAAGCAAACCUCGUGAUAUCUCAAAAGACGCACAUGGGCGUCUGCACCGAAGAGCGCCCUGUGAUGCAUUGGCAGCAGAGCGCAAGAUUUCUUGGGCCAGGUGCAAGGGAAAAAAGUCCAACACCACCUGUAGCACAUCAAGGGAGCACACAUUGUGGCAGUGCUGCAGGUGUAAAUAAUAAUCAAUUUUUAUUUCGAGCCUGCUCCACAUGUCCCGAUAUCUGCGAACACAGUACAAAAUCAUUUAGUGCAGCGGCGGCAGCAUAUAGUGUAGCAUUUAGAAGCUAUGAGACGGCUGAGCAAGCGACAUAUGAUGAAUCUUCCAUCAAAUAUGCAAUAAGCCGAACGCGAACGGAAUGUUCCGAUGUAAAUGACGAAACAAAUUCGGGGGUAUCGUUCAAAACAGAACCCUACGGUCCGCCCAGCAGUCCAGAAUCGGCUAAUGAAAUAAAACCCGCGUGCAGUGCUGAAGAUUGCGCUGGUUGCGGCCGUCUAAUACAGGAUCGUUUCUACCUCUCAGCUGUGGAUAAACGUUGGCAUGUUAAUUGUCUGCAGUGUUAUGCGUGUCGACAACCUUUAGACCGAGAAUCGUCAUGUUAUUCGCGCGACGGUAAUAUUUACUGCAAAAGUGAUUAUUAUAGCUUUUUUGGCACAAGACGUUGUUCUCGCUGCCUGGCAUCAAUUGGUUCAACAGAGCUGGUAAUGAGAGCGCGAAAUUUAGUAUUUCAUGUGACCUGUUUUUGUUGUGUUGUAUGUCAGACCCCACUAACAAAAGGCGACCAAUACGGCAUAAUAGAUGCUCUCAUCUAUUGCAGAACACAUUAUACAAUGGCGAGAGAAGGUGAUGCAGCAUCAACUAGUUUAGGAUCAGCGGUAGUGCCCGGUGUUGGUGGUGCUAGUUCGUAUCCGUAUUCCAGUCAAUUUGGUUCGCCUCCGAAUGAUUCAUCCAGUCCACAUUCGGAUCCGACACGUAUGGUUCCUAGCGGCAUAUUUGCGACUGCCUCACACGUCAUUUCGGGCCUACCGCAACCGCCACGGCAGAAGGGCAGACCGCGUAAACGAAAGCCCAAAGAAAUCGAAGCCCUAACUGCCAACAUAGGUAGGCAAUAUUUGAAUACUGAAUAUCUGGAUUUCGGGCGUGGAUCACAUAUGAGUGCUUCCUCCCGAACGAAACGUAUGCGUACAUCGUUUAAACAUCAUCAGCUACGCACUAUGAAAUCAUAUUUUGCCAUUAAUCAUAAUCCCGACGCUAAAGAUCUUAAGCAACUAUCACAAAAGACGGGACUACCAAAGAGAGUGUUACAGGUUUGGUUUCAAAAUGCCCGAGCCAAAUGGCGACGUAUGAUGAUGAAACAGGAUGGCUCCGGUAUGUUAGAGAAAGGUGAUGGCACUUUAGAUUUGGAUAGCAUAUCAGCACACAGCCCCACCUCUUUUAUGAUGGGUGGCGGCAGUAAUUCACCACCUCACAACCUGGAUUAGUAGCAGUUGCAGACUAUCAAAAGCAUGGCAAACAAUAAUAAUAAUAUCGACUUAGAGCUAUAAUUUUCAAUAUGAGUAGAAAACUGGACCUACAGCAUAAAAUAUACUUGCAUAGCUAAACUAUUUAAACCACGGCAGGGACAAUUACAUACGUAUAUCAUCACAAAAUCAACAACAAUCGCAAUUAAAUUUAACACAAAAAGAGUCUUAAUUUAUUUUUUACUCCAAUUUCCUCAAAUCAUUAUAUUUUCCACCUCUUACGAAUAUAUAUAUCUCUCGCUCUCGCUCUCGCUCUUGUAUGUGUGUAUGUGUAUGUGUAUGUAUGUAUGUAUGUAUGUGUUUAUAAUAAUCCUAUUCAGAUGAAUCUAAGCAUAGCUGAGGUCAAAAUUUCAGUAAGUGUUUCUCCAAGAUGCAAAUGCAAAUAUGGGAACAUAAGCCUGAAAGCCCUCCUAUCAUGGACUAAAUGAAUUUUAUAGAUUUGAUUCAGAUAUACCAACAUGUCAGGCCAGUUAAUUUCGAAAUUCUGUUUCUUCAAAAUUUCAAAUGACCAACGACGACUAUUUAUAUGUGAUCCUUAAAACUCAUAAACACUUUGCCGAAACAAACGAAUUAUCUCAAGAUGGUGGGCCCGUAAGAUAAAGUGUUUUAAAGACGACUUUUUACGAGUAGACUUUCGCAGUCUAUUGUUGUUAUUCGCAAAACGCUCGUGUCUACCGCGACAGGCAAUAGUAUAACAAGUUGAAUUGACUUGAAAGCUUGAGCCAAUGCAAGCACUGUAAGCAGUACUAUGGGACCAUGAAUAAAACAGGCGUUAUAUCGAGAAGACUAAAAUUAGCUAACGAAAUUGCAUUAGUCUACAAAGCUUACGCGUGUGGAUACAGCUCGUCAUAGGAUCAUAGUACAUAAAGCAAAAUAAGAUUUUACUAUGGAUUUAAAGCAUUUCGGGAAAAACUUGUCAUGGCGUCAGUACAUUCCCUGUCGUAUAAAGAACUGCAAUCGAUUGCUGAGGAGCGCGUAAAAGAUCGUUUAGAAAUAUUGUGCUCCAUAUAAGUGUUCGAAACUAUUGCGUUUGAGAUUCGUCACAUUACUAUAUGCCGCGAAGCGAAAAUAGAUUCGAUUUGUAGACACAUGCACAAGCCGAAGGUUGUUCGUGGCCUAACAUCAGCAAGCAGGAAAAUAACAAAAGAAAGUAAAGAUUAAGUCGCUGAUCGUGAACGUGUAUUUUUCUCAUCAAAAGCGAUGAACAAACGAUAUCCAAGUUUUUGAAUUGUUUUGAAAACAACAGUAGUCUCGCCAUUAAAAAAUAACUGAUUUUGUUAACAAUUUUGACACAAUUCGUUUCAAACUUUAUAUGGAUUUGAAGAUUAUAGGCAUUUGUAAAUAGUGAUGAAACCGUCGUAUGAACUUCCAAAGAACUAAUUAACCGAUGUGUUACAAGGACACAACAUCAAAUGAUUUGGGCCACAACUUGAUGUCCAUAUAAAGAAAUAGAUAUGUAGUGCAGUGGCUUACAAAGUAUUAAGUGCAAGAUGGGAUGAAGUUCAAAGAUCUAACAUUUAACGUGGUGGCGAUCAAUUGGUUGCCUUCGACGCUAGAUAUCUUGGAGAAGAAUGACAUCUCAUGUCAAUGUUACUCUUCCAUGAACUGAUGCGUACAUAUAUUCACCUUUUCCGGAUAUUCGCAAAUCAAACUAAUCGGCAUAAUUUUGCAAAUCUUUAGAUACUUGACGAAGGUGAGAGUAAAGGCAUUUUAAGAAAAGAGAAAAACUGGUAACAAACUCCGAAGCUAAUGCAGCAACCGAUUUCUAUACUUUCGAAAUGUACUCUGCUUAGCCGUAGCCAUGCAACUACUUCGAAAGUUUGCUCUUAAACAGUUCAUUGGAAGUUUUUCCUCUCGCAAGCAACUUUUUUAGUUUGCUCUUAAGUGAUUGAUACCAAAACUCAGUAUACGAUCUUCUUUCCUAUCGGAAGUAAGUUAAUUUAAAUUGGCUCUUAGCUGAUUGAGUUGAUAAAAGUCAGUAUACGGGUUAGUAUCAUCUUGGAUAAAGUGUCCAACGUGCGUGCAAACAGCCGGUUUCCGGACCAGUACAUACUUUUUUUUUAACUUUAUUUUUUAUUUUGUUCCAGACUGUAUUCAAAAUUUGACCUUAGCUUAGUUAAAGUGUUUCACUUCGACAGCAAAUCCUUAUCAUCCCAAAUGUAUAAAUCAAAUUUAUUUUUCAUUCAUCCUCUAUCACAUUGUGGACUUCUUGUUCUAGUCAAAAUUUGGAGUUUCAUGAUUCCACUUUCUCAUAUAUAUUUACACAUUUACUUACAUAUAUUUAUAAAUUCAAGACGAUCGAUGUAUUGAUAACAAACGCUUAGCCAAUACGUACGUAAAGAAAAGUUCCAAAAUUACAAAAAAAAA
Molecule: messenger RNA, 4086 nt
Organism: Glossina fuscipes
Lineage: Eukaryota; Metazoa; Arthropoda; Insecta; Diptera; Glossinidae
Product: protein apterous
Exons: 8
Coding region: 235-1680 (481 amino acids)
Biological process (GO): regulation of transcription by RNA polymerase II; neuron differentiation
Cellular component (GO): nucleus
Molecular function (GO): RNA polymerase II transcription regulatory region sequence-specific DNA binding; DNA-binding transcription factor activity, RNA polymerase II-specific
Source: RefSeq, a predicted model, not a curated record